AUCGGUCAUUAUAACUUUACACCGCGCAUCUGUCGAACGAAAGUGAACAUACUCGUACACACAUAGUAGUGGACAUAAAGAGCGCGUCGGACCGUGCUUCCUAAACUAGAUAUGUAUCGGUGUGCGAAUUAAUCUAACUCCUGAACAGUCGACAGCUUCUGUCGCGAGCCUCAGCCGACUCCACAUCAGUAGCAGUGUCUACCAGAUGGCAAUCGAUAGCUUUCUACAUCCAAGAAAGUGUAGCGAACAUUGAUGGACAUAUUUUAUCAGCGUCGGGUAGUUAGUGUAAGGAGUGUGGAUCUACGGGCCGGUCGUCUCAUCUUGUGUGUCUAGUGUACGGGCUGUUUGGUGGGAGCGGCGGUUUCAGGUGAUGGCACCAGUCCGUCCCUGACCACGACCAACAAUAUGCAUAUCCUGGAAGUUGGCGCAGAACAAUUGGAGGACGACGGGGCGCCGCGCGCGGUGCCGCAGGAUGCAGUCUUCCGCACCGUGCCCAAAGACCAUACCAUCUUCCUCGUUUGGAGAGUAACGGAAUCGUGUACGGAGCUUUUGCCACGGUCACACUAUGGGACUUUCUAUGACGCUGAUGCUUACUUGGUGUAUUCUUGUUCUCUUCCCGGCCAACCAGCCGGCCCGGAUGUUAUACGUCGCGAAAUAAAAGAAAACGGUAAUGGAGAGUACGCAGAGCGUCACGUGCACGCGUGGACCGGCGAGCGCGGCGGCGCGCUGGGCGCGCUGGCGCUGCGGCGCGCCACGCAGCUGCUCGCGCAUGUGGGCGCGCCGAUCGUGCUGCACCGCGAAACUGCCACCAAGGAAUCACCGCGAAUGCUCUCGUACUUCCGCGAUGGCAUCAGAAUCCUCCGCAGCGGAGUAAUGAACGGCGGUCCUCGUCUGUACCGCGUACGCGGACACAGGCCAGUGGUGCUGCAGUUGGAGCCGGUGUCGUGGCCACAACUCUCUUCCGAUGGCGUAUUCGUGCUGGACACCUCCAACUUAAUUGUGCUGUGGCUUGGACGAGCUGCUAAUUUGAUCGAGAAGAUAUUUGGAGCCAAGAUUGCUUACCGUAUGGCACGAGGCCCAGAGAAGGGCAUGAUGGUGCGUCGGAUUGCCAUCGCGCAUGACGGCUAUGAACAAACUUUACCAACAACAGAUCGCGAACUCCUCAACAAUCUAUUGGAACUGCGUUCCCGCUCUAUACGUCCACCGCAGUCAAUCUCAGAGUUACCAAGGCCCGCUCGUCUCUACAAAGUAACGCAGCCGCCGAGACUCUCACCUAUCACGGUGCCGUCGCAAAAACCUGCGGCACGCCUGGAAGAAAUCAAACGUGCUCCUCUAUACAGAGAAGAUUUGCGCGAAGACAGUGUAUAUAUCGUCGAUGGAGGAUCUCGAGGGAUUUGGGCAUGGGUGGGAUUCUCCGCGCCGGCUGUGGAAGCCCGCGGGGCGUUGGCGGCCGCGAGAGGACUGGCUCGCGCUAAGAAACUGUCCGGGCCAGUAGCAACAAUGGCUUCAGGCCGGGAGCCGUUGGAGUUCGCGGCGCUGUUCCACCUCUGGAGCUGGGCAGAUUCACGUCGUGACGUCAGAGUCCGCGCCGCCAGAUCCGCAACAACUAAGCUGGACGCUGUUAGCCUCGCAUCUAACGCGUGGCUGGCUGCUGAAGCUCAAGUUCCGGACGACGGGUCGGGGUCGCUGCGCAUGUGGCGCGUGCGCGGCGAGGCGGAGGGCGGCGCGCUGCAGGAGCUGGAGCGGCCGCAGACCGCCGCCUUCUACGACCAGGACUGCUACCUGGCGCUCUACACCUACCACACGCCCACCGGCGACCAGACCAUACUUUACUAUUGGAUGGGUGGCUCUUCGCCAAAUGAUCUGAGGAAUUUGGGUGCAAAAGAAGCCAAAGAUCUCUACAUAAAGUUAGGGCGUCUUCCCAUCCAGGCGUGGGUGUACCAAGGCAAGGAACCGGCGCAUUUCCUACAGAUCUUCAAAGGUCGAAUGAUCACAUACAUUGGCAGUGCAACUGAUUACGAUCCGAGCGGACGGCGCGUGGUGCCGCCGCCGCGCGCGCUCAUCCGCGUGUCGGGGCAGUACGCGCGAGAGGCGCGCGGCACGGAGGCGGGGCGCGGCGGCGGCGCGGCGCGCGGCGCGUGCUUCGUGCUGCGCGAGGGCGCGCGCGUGUGGGUGUGGUGCGCGGCCUCCGCCACCGGCGACGAGCGCGAGGUCGCCAAGAACAUGGCCGCCGCUGAUCACACUCUCGUCAUGCAAGGUAAAGAAAAGCAUGAUUUCUGGAACGCAUUGGGCGAACGACGGCCGUUGUUGGUGGCGUCACCGCUGAAGGAAGUGGAACGACCGCUGCCUCCGCGCCUGUUCUACGUAUCGCUUGGUGCGGCUGGACAAUACUCAUUCGAGGAGAUAAUCUCAUUUAGCCAGUACGACCUGGCGCCGGAGAUGGCAGCCAUCUUGGACGCGCACGCGGCAGUGUUCGUGUGGCUCGGCGCGCACUGCGGCCCGCGCGCGCGGGACGACGCACGCGCCGUCGCACUGUCCUACCUCGCCUAUGACCCAGCAGCACGAGACUCCGAAACGCCGAUAUUAGUUAUAAGCCAAGGCCGAGAACCACCUAACUUCACAGGAUUUUUCCCACACUGGAAGCCGUCUAUGUGGAAGGGUCACAAAACGUUCAGCGCAAUAGUGAGCGCGCUGGAAGGCAAGGCGAUCGUGCGCGGCAGCAACAGCGCGCUGCAGUGCGGCAACGCUGACAACAGCUUCGACCAGCACGAGAAAUACCCGCUGUCCGUGCUGCGCGGGCCCAAGGAGCACAUGCCGCACGAUGUUGACCCUCUUGCCAAAGAACUUUAUCUAACGCACGAUGACUUUGUGUCCACUUUCAACAUGGCCUACAAUGAGUUCCGGACGCUGCCCUCGUGGAAACAGAAGGAGAUAAAGAAGUCUGUUGGUCUAUUUUAGAGAUUGUUAGAAAUAUUAUGAUGGAAUUACAUUGAUUGAAUUUAAAACCUUUGGCAUUUGAACUGAUUAUCAAGUAUAAGGGUGUAUUAUAAUACAAUAGACCAAUCAGGUUAUUAUAAUUUUAUCACAUCAUCUCUCAAUAAUCUGAUUGGUCGAAAACAGGUAUUCGGUGCAAACACACCCUAAAAAACUACGUUGUAAAUAGAGCUAAUGGACUAGUUUAAUUCCGCCAGUGUUCAAUAGCAAUAAAACUUGCCAAGAUCAGGUCAAGCAAGUAACUUGCACUCCCAGCAACACUGGCAGUAAUUCAACUUCUGCAAGUUUCAGUUGCUAAAACUUUUGGAAGUAGACACUAACAUGACAUGACAUCUAAAAGUUUUAGAAGUUCUAUUGCUCGUGGACACAGCACUCUUUGAAAGUUCAACAUGAUAAAUCCAGCGCACAAAUCUUAGCGGUAGGAUUUUUUAAGGAUAAGUAAGUGUUUUCGCAAUAAUUUAUAAAGUACCUAAUGACAUUUUUAAAAGGCUUUCUAAAAUGGUGUAUCAUGAACAAUAAAUUUUUCCUGCGCGUUUGCACGUAACGUUAUUAUUCUGUAAUUGAAAUAUUUUAUAUAGACUAGAUCAUUAAAGAAGUUUGUCUAAUUACGAUAGCUUUAAAAACGAACGGUGAAUAUAUAUGUAUUGUAAUAUUCUUCAAAUAAAAUUUAUAUAUUUUUAAUAUUUUAUUUUAGUCAAAAAGUGAUUUUUAUUAAUUUAUUUAUACUUUUGUUUAUUAAUGUAACUUAUAGUCUAGAAAUAGUAUGAGAAAAAUAUGUUAAACAAAAUAAAACGAUAUAUUUUUAAAAUGUUAUUUAUUUUUCACAAAUGUAGCACUUAUGAGCUAGGCAUUAAUUUUAUGAUAAAAUUAAUAAUAUUCUAUACAAUAUACAAUUCCUUAAAAAAUCCAUAAAAUAUUGGUUUAUUUGAAAACAAUAUAUGUACAUUAUAAUAACUAUCAAUACAUAUAACAUAGUAUGUCUAGAUGAUAUGGGAGUGGGCCGUGUAGUUAAGGCACGUGGUAUAUUAGUAUUGCAACAGAUAACUAAACGACACAUUGAACGUAAGUACGCGCGCACUGCACGCCGGUGAAGCGGUAUCGUGCCUGAGUAUCCCAACCACUGACAGCGCGCUGACGGUGUACUGAAAUACACCAAUUGUUUCCAUUAGGCCAACUAUACGCCCAAAGUGCAUCACAGACGUAUUCGCAGUGCACCGCUAGCAACGCUUCAACAAAAUGUACAGGACCCAGUAGGAAAGAUUGCACAUCGAACUUCAGAAAGAGAUUUCGGCUUCGUAGAGCGUCGUCUCUAUGACUCAUACCUAUGUGACGUUUCAGUCUCAACGACAAAGACAACGCUUUACGAAACCGUUAUCUCUUUCUAAAGUUGAAUGUGUAGUCUUUCCUGUCAGAUGCUGCACUGAUAUGACACCGACAACACUCCGAAAGUGCACCAUCAUCGCGCCGACAAUGCACCCACUUAGUGCUGACGGGGCAACGACAGUUCAUCUGCUUAUCUCUACGAUACUACUCAAAUACGAGUACUACGAGCGUUCAGAAAAUAACUGAACAAAGAAUUUAUCGAUAAAAUAAGCAAUUAUUCAAUUAUACCCCACUGUAUGACAAACGGCCAAGUUAAUAUUAUAUUGUCCACGUUUCGAUAUCUGAGAAGCUAGCUAGUUAGGAACUUACAAGUUUAAAUUGAUAAAUAAAAAAGUUAUUAUUAUUAAAAGUAUUAUAAUAAAUAAUUUACAUAAUAAUGAUUUGUCACUGUUACUAUCCACACGAUGGCGUCUGCGCAGGCGACACUACGAGAGUAUUUCUUAAACCGCCACCGAGUCUGAUCCUACUUAAUAAAAAUACUCUCAAAAUGUCAUACAGCAAUAGAAACAGCGCACUAAUUAUGCAUAAUAAAAUAUUAUUAUAGAUAUUGGAUUAAUAUUAAUGACAAGCAUGAAUUAUUAACGGACUAUUAACUUUAAAAAGAUAAUAAUAUCGCAAUCGAUUUGCAAAAUAAAUUUUCCAAAAUUUCUUUGGUAAUAAACAAAAAUAACCGAAAGUGGGUAACAAAAUAAUUUGACGGUACAUGAUGGAAUGACUUUCACGAACAUUGCAUAGCUGCCCUAACAAAAUAUAAUUUAAAAAUGCAUUAAAAAAAUAAGCGUACACUACGAUUAAUUGCAAUUUAUCAAACGAUUUUAAGUACGUAACUUUGAAAUUCUUAUGUCAGGGUUCAUUGGAUAGAGAUUAUACCGAACUUAAAUCUAGAUAAUAUAAAAGCGAAAACUGGUCAAGCGACAGGUUUGAACUCGAGUCGAUAUAAAACUAACAUAAACAAAACUCAACAUAGCUUUUGUUGCAGGAAUGUUAACAGUUCAUAGAGCAAUAAUAAACAGCGCAUUAUAAUAUGUUUAACGAGAACUAGUAACAACAACGCGUCGGAGGCCUGUUUCGCUUUAGCACCACGGGUGUUACUACACACUCUAGUAUCACAGCUAGCCGACUCUGAGCCUUCUUACCAGCAUGUACCACUUCCUUUACUUCAUUUAUAUUAGGCCAGUUCAUUACCUACAAAGAAUCUAGUGAACUCAAACUGAACAGUAAGUUUUCACAAACCACUUCGUCGUCAACGGGAAGGAAAAUUGAAAUACCUUGAAAGAAACUCGAGUUGUGAGUUAUAAAAUGUACUUUCACAUCUAAUUUUGUACUUUAGUAAUCACUAUGAAGACUGCACAACAGACAACAAACAUUCAAGCAGUUCAAUUCGGUGUUACCUUUUAUAAUUCGAUAUUUUUUUAAAUCCUACAUAAUAAAUUCAGUUCAAAUUGGUGUUGCAGUACACAACCAUUUAAGCCGACAUUCUUAAUAUUACAAGAGAUUUUAACUAUCAUUUGUACAUGCGGUUUAUAUUAUUGGUGCUUAUUUAUAAGGCGAAUUACAUAACUAAAAUUAUAGACAGUUUUAGUAUGUAUUACGUCUUUUAAAUUAUCUAUCAGUGUAUGUUAACCACUAAAAUAUAAAAUAAAAAUUAUUGGUACUA
Molecule: messenger RNA, 6034 nt
Organism: Maniola jurtina (meadow brown)
Lineage: Eukaryota; Metazoa; Arthropoda; Insecta; Lepidoptera; Nymphalidae
Gene: qua
Product: villin-like protein quail
Exons: 17
Coding region: 406-2958 (850 amino acids)
Biological process (GO): actin polymerization or depolymerization; barbed-end actin filament capping; actin filament severing
Cellular component (GO): actin cytoskeleton; cytoplasm
Molecular function (GO): phosphatidylinositol-4,5-bisphosphate binding; actin filament binding
Source: RefSeq, a predicted model, not a curated record